AUGCGGACAAGUCGCGAUGCCACGCAAGUCGGUGAAGGCGCACAAGCCCUGUCAGGUCGGCGGGCAGCCGCUGCGGCCUUGGCAUGCGUGAGCCGAGCAACUGUGGCUUGUGCACUCUUGGUGUCAGGAACCUUGUGGCGGUCACACACGACAUCCAUCCCUGAGCUUAUGCUCAACUCGGUGGCGCUCGAAGCCGUGCUGCACGUGGAUGAGUUCAUCUUCUCUGCCUUUGUGCCCACGCAGUUUCAGCAGCGAAUCCAAAGGGCCGACCCCUUCGCCCACACCUCCGAAGCAGCCAUGUUGGAGCUCAAUUCGCCGUCGGAGGACCCUGGAGGAAGCUUGCCGGUGGUGCAUCUGCCGCCUGCCACCCACGAGGAGGUUCCCACUGCUGGCUUGCCGGAUGUGGAUGACGAGGUGCAGGGACCACUGUCAUUUCGUGAGCAUCUUUGGGAUCGGUUCGAGCUCUUGUGGGCCCGGCGUGUGGCCCCGAGCCGAAAGAUGUUGGAGGGCUUCGUGGCGUGCAUGCGCGAGCGUGCACAACUCGAGCGACAGUAUGCCAGGGGCCUCAUGCAAAGCGUUGCGAAGUUGCAGCAGACGACCUCCGAAGGAGCCGUUCCGCUGCCCCUAGAGGCCGUGGUAAGCAACCUCCGCCACAGAGCAGAGCAAUGUGCAGAGCUCGCGGAGGAGUUGGACCAGGAUGUGGCAGACACUGUGGAGGAGAUGUUGGAGCAGCACGCGGAGGUGUCACGCCGACUGUACGCCGACGGUCUGUGUCUCAUGCGGCACUGGCACACUGUUCGCAAAGGCCACGAGGUUGCCGAGGAGAGGUAUGUACAGGCGUGCCGCGCGGCAGAACUCGAGGCCGUGCAGUGUGCCGCGCUCUCGGCGCUGAAGCCAGCUGAGUGGAAGCUCUCAGCGGAGAAGACGAUUCAGUCCUCCCGACAGGCCGUCGCUGCCGAGAAGGAGUUUCAAAAGACGCUGCACAAGUUCAACGCAUCUGUGGAGCUACAGGAGAAACAGAUGAGUUUGGUUCUGGAUGCUGCGCAGGACAUGGAAGAGAAGCGGGCGCUCUGCUUCAAGGAUGCCGUCAUGAAAAUCGCCGUCUUCGACACUUCCUGGUUGCGAAACGUGCAGUACGACAUCGACUCAUGCGUCCAAGCCCUGGAAGAAAGCGAUGGCGUGAAGGAACUCCAGGAGUUCAUCCGCCGCAACCGGACGCAGGUUCCCAUGCCUGCGAGCCGGGCUGCGAGGCCCCACUGGGAGCUGGCUGGCCGUCGAGAACCGAAGGCUUUCCACGAGCGGGAGCUGCAGCGGCAGAGACAGGAGGAGUUUCGUCCGCUUCUCCAUGGUCUCUUGGGCCGAGAAGGCGACCAGCUGCGCCUGCCAUCACAGGACGAAGUGGCCAGACUUUGCUCGCUCCUAGCCGGCACUGCCUCCCGCGAAGGUGCAAGCGCCCGGGAGCCCUCGGCGGUGGUCCGCGCUGGUUUCUGCGGAGCCCUCCGGGCCGAAUUGAACCCGACGGCGUCGGCCGACGUCCACGGCGAGCCGCCCUCCGCCGCCGUGCUGUGUCCGGAAGCUUUUGACCUGGCUACAGCGCUCUUCAAGGCCGCCACAGACGGUGCCGACGCAGAGUGCGAUGUGUGGAACGGCCGCGACUUGCUGGUGCUGUCGAAGUUCAUCCAGCUUCGUUCCAGCAGCGCAGACGACACAGAGGAGCCGCGAGACGACGUCCUCCUGCGCAUCUACGACCACCCGCUUUGGAGCAGGGUUACCUUUUGGGACGACCUCCUUCUUGCCGGCUUGGCUGAGGCCCACUUUCAGCUGGUGCUGUCCAGAUGGGCAGACCCCCAAGGCCUCUCCGGGUCGCUGUCCGGAUUUGCGACGUGCGUCGACGCGGCCUCGGCGAAGCGAGAAAUCCAGGAGGUGGUCAUGACGCCUUUCCUGCAGAGGUACAUGGCUUACAUGAUCUCCCUGGGCAUCAGCUUCCAGCAGGCAAAAGGGGCCACGACACGCACGCUGCAGAAGCACGUCGAGUUGUUGGGUACCAGCCACGAGGCAUAUCUCCGGCUCAUAACGCACGAUGCAGAGGCCAUACCACGAGCUUUCAGCGGCGAGGCAGAGAAGCACCCAAAGGAGGUGCCAGCCCCAAGCGCGGCGACGCCGAGCCCUUCGCAGGAGCCGCCCCAGGCACCGAGCCUGGCCACCCCGAACUUGGUGCAGGAAUCGAGAGGAUGUCCCGGCUGUGCCGACGGCCUCUCCGGUGUCGUCGCCCGCACUUUGCUCAGAACUGGCGUUCUGAAGGAGUGCAAAAGUAAGCUUGUGCGCAGUGUGUUGGUCCAUAUGUGCAUGCCAGCUAUGGAGCCAAUGUGGGAAUUCUCAAAGGGACUAGCCGACGAGCCUUUGACCUUGACGGAGGAGGACACUGUGGGAACCUAUUGCUGCGGGAAUCAGUAUUUCGUUGCUGACCCUCUGAGACUGGAGAAGAGGUUUGAUCAGGUGAUCGGAAAGUCGAUUUGCAGCACACGCUGUGAGACUUUCGAUCUCAUGCUCUGGCCCCCGGAGACGGAGGAGACUGGGGGGCUCCAGCACGCCUCCAGACUCCACGAGGCGCAGGGAAAGCUGAUUUUGGACCUGCUUAAAGGCGGUCCGAACCGUACCGGGCCGUCGGCAGAGGCGAAGGCUCAGCCACGGCAUCACCGCUCUGGCGGUGCAUUUGUUCCGACUGUCUUGCUGAAGCAGGGCGAGCUUUGGCUGGAUGUGAGUCAGAGGCAGCUGUCAGACGAAGAUUUGCUCGGCAUUCUGACGGAUCGAUUUUGUAAGGCCGUCCAUGACAAAGCGUCGACGUCGAGAUCCAUUGCGCCAGACAUGUGGUAUUUGAACAUCGACGUGAGCCAGAACCGGCUGACAGGCAGAGGGAUUUCGCUCCUCCUGGACCUUUUUGAGCGGCUCAACGACACGUUUCGUGCAGGUGGCAAGCCUUUCAUUGCAAGGAUAUUGCGCCUGUACAAGAAUCAUCUUGGCGACCCUGGAGCUCUACAGGUGGCCCGGUUUAUUACCGUCCAAAGAGCGCCGCUUCACGAGUUGCAUCUGAGCCACAACGAAAUUGGCCAAGAAGGGGCGGAAGCAAUUUUGUGUGCUUUCGGCACUCACCCCACAAGGAGCUACCCGUUCCAGCUGCUCAUCAACAAGUCUCUGUUUGGUGCCUGCUGGGUACGACUCGAGCAUAAUGUCAUCCCAGACCCGUCCGGCUUGCUCAAGGCAAUCGGCGAGCUUGGUAUUCGUAUCACUCCCACGACCGACCGGCGAGGCGGCGACUUCGGCCCAGGGCGUGCGCCCAACUGGGCUACGUCUCCAGACGUGGUGCCUCAUGCAGUCCUCUCCUGGCAGUAUCACCAGGUAUCUGCAGUUGCUGCCAACAGGAAUCCACGAGGAUCUACACCUCAAGAGCAGCACGCUCAACAGAUGGCGCAGGAUGCGGCGACUGCUCUCAAUAGUGCCUUCCUCAAGGGUUUGCUGAACCCGGCCCCCGCGGCGAGCGAGGGCGAGGACCUCUCUGCGGCCCGGCAAAGGCACCCCAGGGAGCCGCAGUUUUCCGAGAGCACAGAGCAGCGAGGUCUGCCAGCAGCUGCAGGCCCAAGGAAUGUUGGCCUCCAGUCUCCAAGUGGACAGCAAUCAGCCGGAGGCCAUGGAGCAAACAAAAUUGGUCGCCUGCCCAAGGAGGACUUGGACGAAGCUCCGGCAAUGCCUGCGAGCUCCGCUCCGGCGCGCAGCCAAAAAGGACAGAUCGCCGCCCGCGUGAAGGGAGCACUUCUGGCUGCCCAGGCCGCAGCGACGCCGCAGGCCGAUACUGAGGGGCGAGGCCCGCCGAUCGCUGCAGCCAGGCCUCCACCUCCUCCACCGAUUCAGACGACGCUGCUCUCAACCACACCUCCAGAUGCGCCCUUGACGCCCGAACGGGCGCAGGACGCCGUGCGCCGGGAGCCAGAGGGGCUUCGGCAGGCAAAGGAGGUGGUCGCGUCGUUGGACACCUGCAACGACGGUGAGGUCAUGGGAAGGUGGAUGCAGCACUUGGAGAGGUCACGUGAUCCUAUGAAGGAGGCGGAGAAGAUCAUGAAGAUGCUGCGCUGCCUGGUGAGACAGGGCUUCUGUGCCAGUUCGGCCGAUCGGCAAGCUGCUUCUUCGCCUGCAGUUGAAUGCGGUGCUCUCUAA
Symbiodinium sp. CCMP2592 is the source of this 4209-nucleotide messenger RNA. Lineage: Eukaryota; Dinophyceae; Suessiales; Symbiodiniaceae. The record is from the annotation of a GenBank genome assembly.